This is a messenger RNA of Ilex paraguariensis (yerba mate), 206 nucleotides long. Lineage: Eukaryota; Viridiplantae; Streptophyta; Magnoliopsida; Aquifoliales; Aquifoliaceae. The record is from the annotation of a GenBank genome assembly.
GUAAGCCCAGGGUCCCCUGCUGAUAGUGCUGGAUUCUGUCCUGGUGACGUCAUCAUUGAAUUUGAUGGAAGGCCUAUUGUUAGCAUUAAGGAGAUUGUUGAUAUAAUGGGAGACAAAGUUGGGAAACCUUUGAAAGUGGUUGUGAAAAGAGCCAACAGUAGUUCAGAAACUCUGACUGUUAUACCAGAGGAGGCUAAUCCAGAUAU